GCUACCAGCAGCAGAUCAGAGCACUUUCUCAGUCCUCCACUGUUUUGAGCCAGUGAUCUUCUCUCCUUGGAUCUUGUAUACUCAAGAAAGAGAAGAAAACGCAGAUUGUCAGAAUCCUUCAGAUUUGGUACUCAGCACUGCUAUGAUCUCUUCGUUACUGGAUGUUGAGUCUGGAUAUCAGAACCGGUACAGUGAAGUACUCUCCUAUUAAACUGAGGGACCAACUUAAAAUCAACAAAGUAACAACGGGCCUAACAGAAUCAGGAAAUCUAGGUCUCUUAAAGUGAAAAGCAAACAACCUGUCCUUCUGCCCUUUCCUGAAAUCUAAAUGUGAUGGCCAUGCUGCUCUUCCCUGUGCAGCUGCUGGCAGUGGCUGUGACCAUUUACCUAGAGCUGGUGAGGUCUACUCAAGGUGGCGUCUACUAUGGGAUCAAGCAGCUGCCACCCCAGGUGCCCCAGUACCAGCCCCUCGGACAACAAGUACCUCACAUACCGCUGGGCAAAGAAGGCAUCCCGAUGCAGCACAUGGGCAAGGAGGUGCCCCACAUGCAGUACGGGAAAGAGUACCCCCAUCUGCCUCAGUACAUGAAGGAGGUCCCGCAGAUGCCUCUGCUCGGCAAGGACAUGGCUCCCAAGAAAGAGAAAGAAAUGCCCAUACGCAGUCUGAGGGGCGAGCAAGGUCCCCCUGGUGAGCCUGGACCACGAGGGCCGCCAGGGCCACCAGGAUUACCGGGUCACGGCGUGCCAGGAGCCAAAGGAAAACCAGGCCCGCAAGGAUAUCCAGGAAUUGGGAAGCCGGGUUUGCCAGGGAUGCCGGGGAAACCGGGCGUCAUGGGGCCCCCAGGGCCGAGAGGGGAGAUGGGGCCGAAGGGGGAGGUUGGGCCCAUGGGGAUACCCGGGCCACAAGGACCGCCGGGGCCUCACGGCCUUCCUGGCAUUGGGAAAGCGGGUGCUCCAGGGCUGCAGGGACAGCCGGGACCAAAGGGUGAGCCCGGGAUGAAGGGGCCCCCAGGAGCCCCCGGGAUCCCAGGGCCAAAAGGGGAGAAGGGCGUCGGGAUCCCGGGUUUGCCGGGGCUGAAGGGACCGCCCGGGCUGCCGGGUCCCCCGGGCCCCGUGGGGCUGCCAGGGGUCGGCAAGCCAGGCAUGGUCGGCUUCCCCGGCCCACAGGGACCCCUAGGCAAACCCGGACCCCCAGGAGAGCUGGGGCUGCAGGGGCCCCCGGGGCCCCCCGGAAUGCAGGGCCCUCCCGGCCUGCCUGGCGUUGGCAAACCCGGCCAGGACGGCGUCCCCGGCCAGCCGGGCUUCCCGGGUGGCAAAGGGGAGCAAGGCCUGCCAGGCCUGCCGGGGCCUCCUGGCCUCCCCGGGGUUGGGAAGCCAGGUUUCCCCGGGCCCAAGGGUGAGCGUGGGGUGGGUGGUCUGCCCGGGCCGCUGGGGCCGAAGGGGGAGAAGGGCCACGCUGGGCCGCCAGGCAUGGGGGGGCCGCCAGGGGAGCCAGGCCAGCCGGGAUUGCCGGGCAUCAUGGGCCCCCCAGGUGCUGCCGGCUUCCCGGGACCCAAAGGAGAAGGCGGUGCCGUGGGGCCGCCAGGACCGGUUGGCCCCAAAGGGGAACCUGGCCUGCAGGGUUUCCCAGGGAAGCCAGGAUUCCCCGGGGAAGUGGGGGCACCCGGGCUGCGGGGGCUGCCGGGUCCCACAGGGCCCAAGGGGGAAGCCGGGCAGAAGGGCUUGCCCGGGCUGCCAGGCGUCCCAGGGCUGGUGGGGCCGAAGGGGGAGCCGGGGCUCCCUGGCGCCCAGGGGCUUCAGGGCCCCUCGGGCAUCCCAGGCAUCGCGGGACCCAGCGGUCCCAUCGGACCCCCAGGGCUGCCAGGGGCAAAGGGGGAGCCCGGCCUGCCCGGACCCCCUGGCUUCCCUGGCGUGGGCAAACCCGGUGUGGCAGGGCUGCAGGGACCCCCAGGGAAGCCAGGGGCGCUCGGUCCCCCUGGCCAGCCAGGACUCCAGGGGCCGCCUGGCCCCCCCGGGCCCCCAGGUCCCCCAGUCAUCAUCCCACCCACUCCGCCAUCUGUGGGACAGUACCUGCCCGAGGUGGGGCCAAUAGACGGCGUCAAGCCCCCCUAUGGCUACAAGGGCAAGAAAGGCAAGGCUGGCGCCGCCGUCUACGAGAUGCCCGCGUUCACGGCGGAGCUCCUCACCCCCUUCCCCCGGGUCGGGGUGCCCGUGAAGUUCGACAAGCUCCUCUACAACGGCCGGCAGAACUACAACCCCCAGACGGGAAUCUUCACCUGCGAGAUCCCCGGCAUCUACUACUUCGCCUACCACGUCCACUGUAAAGGGGCCAGCGUCUGGGUGGCGUUGUUCAAGAACAACGAGCCGCUGAUGUACACCUACGACGAGUACAAGAAGGGCUUCCUGGACCAGGCUUCAGGCAGUGCCGUUGUCCCGCUGAUGCAUGGAGACAAGGUUUACGUUCAAAUGCCAUCCGAGCAGGCGGCAGGACUCUAUGCCGGGCAGUACGUUCAUUCGUCUUUUUCAGGAUAUUUAUUGUAUCCCAUGUAAAACAAAAACCAGACACACACACACACACACACACACAGAAAAUCAAAACCUUUCUUCUCUGCUUCAAACUUUUAUACCGUGAAAGAUGCAUUUUAUGACCAUUUCAGACCAUUUUGUACAAAAAAAAAAAAUAAAUACAAAGUUUAACAUUAUGCACAGCUACUUAUAAAAAAAAAAAAGGUGUGGUGAACAUAUCUAAAGAUGUGUAUCAGGUUCAUAAACAGUUGUUUUGCACCCGAGGGGGACAUAUUAGCUGUACAUUAUAUAUUUCUGUGAUGCCGUGCUUACUUCAUUUCAUUCACAAUAAUUCAGUACUAAGGUUCAAAUCAGUGUACGUCACUCAUUCCUGUUGCAUUGAUCAUAGUCAGGAGGUGAAAACCAGUGACUUAAACCAGAGUAGCUCAGUCUCAAAUUACAUGGAAAAAUUUGAGUGGCUUUUUAUUUGUUUGGGUGGGGGUUUUUUUGUUUGUUUUUUUGACAGCAGGUCUGCCUGAUAAGCAAAGGUUCUCUUAGCUGGAGACCUUUCUUUCCCUUCCCCCCAUAUAAAAUAUUCCUUCAGGUGUGAGGUUUUUUUUCUUGAACAACUUAUUUAUGAUGGAAGAGGGGUAGCGAUGGUGUCACUAUUCCACACGAGCUUUCUCCAGCAGUCGCUGGACCCAGAACUCCGCCGCUGCCUCCAGCAGGCGCUGUGUUCACCUCCAAGUGCCACAGCACUCCAAAAGCCUCCAUCUGCAUUUGCACAGUUGAGGUAGAUGAGGCAGAUCAGAGACAAAAACAAAGGGUUCCCCAUUUGCUUUGUGCCACGUAAUUGAGACGUUUUGGCCAACACGUGGCAAUACAGCAGGGCGGAAUAAAUUCGCUUGGGAUUUCUGUGCUCGUGCUAAGAACCUGCGCCCGUUUGGCUUGUCAGAAGGGACGCCUAUUCUGCCGCUCAGCGCAAGUUAAAUCAGUUUACUGGUCAAUGACUAGGCAAAGCAGAAGUAGCUCUGUUUGCUAAUUAACUAAUCUGUUGUUUGAGAUCAACCGAUAACUUUACCAGCAAUACUGAUCACGCAAAUUUAUCUGAGAACUUCUUUUUAUGUAAAAGCUGAUUUCCAAUCCUUAUUUAUAUGUUACCAAUUGUCAAGGAGAACCUGCAGGCCUCCAUCUUUACCAUACGCGAGGAAAGCAACUUCUCUGCAAGAGCUGUCUGUUCAUCAAUGGUGCUAAUCUCACCUCAAAAGUAUUCGUUUCCAAGGGCAGUGUACUUUGCUGUGUUUCCCUGUACAGUGCUGCACAUCACACACUCUUACGCUAGUUGAAAGAGUUAAAUACUCACCACUUCUUCAGUGUCUUUAGCUAACGCUACCGCUUUUGAUUCAAAAAUGAACUAGAGUUUUUUUCAUGCAGAACUAAGAUUGGAUUUAACUGGCAUUACCAUUAUUUAAAUGCAGAGUUUAAUGCAGUCUAACAUUGACUAAGGACUCCAGUGAUAUAAUGUGGUGCUUUAUCUCAGAAAUUUUAUGGAACGGUGGCAGGAACAGACGGACAGUUUACCAGGCAUUGGUGACUUCGGUAUGUUCCCAGAAUAUAUGAGAUAUGUCAAAAGCAAAUAAUUUUGUAUUUAAAAUUUUUGUACUGAUUUGAAAAAAAUAUCUUAUUAAAUAUCUUUAAAAAAAAUAAUAAUUAAUCCUGUCUUCAUUCAGCAGAAGUGUUAGAAGGAACGUUCAACCCUCUGAAUUCGUAUCAGACCGCAAGGACUCUCUGAAACCACUGACAGCCCAAUAUGAAAAAAAAAAAAUCCGAUACCUUUUUCUUUAGUUCCUUUCUAUGGGCAAAACCUGCCCUAAGCCACGGCGGGGGGAGGACACGCUGUCCCGGCAUCGCAUUUAGUGGGAGACAGCGGCUGGGGGGGACAUGCCGAGCGAGGGGUCCCUCAGGCAGCCGGUGGGACUGGGCCAGCUCAGCAGGAGCCGCUGGGGGAGUGCAGCGUGGACAGGGGGAAGCUGAGACACGGGGCAGCACGGAGGUGCCACGUCCAGGGCUUGUGCUCCCCUACAAAGGCAGAGCUGGCUGCCCAGGCAGGGAGUUG
This is a messenger RNA of Chroicocephalus ridibundus (black-headed gull), 4621 nucleotides long. RefSeq names its product collagen type VIII alpha 1 chain (gene COL8A1). NCBI's taxonomy places the organism in Eukaryota, Metazoa, Chordata, Aves, Charadriiformes, Laridae. The transcript has 5 exons. Bases 334 to 2550 code for a protein of 738 amino acids. The record is from RefSeq and is a predicted model, not a curated record. Gene Ontology annotation, molecular function: protein binding.